AUGCGACGACCAUCCCCUCGUCUAAGGGCGCCGGGCGAGGACGGGGCCCCCAGCGAGGGCGUGUGGGCGCACCGCGCUGUGCUGGCGGCCAGCUCGCCGUACUUCCGCGCCAUGUUCACGCAGUUCGACGAGCGCACGCAGCCCACCGUCACCAUACAGAACGUGGAACCACACGCUCUUCAAGCAAUCGUUGAGUAUAUUUACAAUCCAGACUCGCUUGUCAUCACUGAAGAUAAUGUGCAGAGCGUGCUGUCUGCGGCGUCGCUGGUGCAGGUGGCCGGCGUGCGCAGCGCGUGCGCACGCUCCCUGGCCGCCGCGGUGGCGCCGGACAACGCGCUCGGCAUCCGCGCCUUCGCCGACCUGCACGCCUGCAGCGACCUCGCGCUCUGCGCCGCGCGCUACGUGCAUCGCCACUUCGUAGAGGUGUUAGAGACUGAGGAGUUCCUCGCUCUCGCUCCGGAAACAUUGGCGCAGCUGCUAGACAGCGAUCGCAUUAUGGUGCCGAACGAAGAAGUAGUUCUAGAUGCGGUUAUUCGGUGGAUGCAACAUAAUCCAGAUGAACGGCAGCAGCACCUGGGUGCGCUACUGGAGCACGUUCGGCUGCCGCUGCUGGCACAGGAUGUGCUGGUGGCGCGUGCCGCCGCCGAGCCGCUCGCCAGCGCCGGCCUGCGCGUCAAGGACCUGGUGAUCGAGGCGCUGUCGUUCCACCUGCUACGGCCCGAGCGGCGCGCUGCUGCCGCCGCCGCCAGCGCGCGCGCGCGCCCGCGUCAGCCACCGCGCGCGCCCAAGUAA
Messenger RNA from Parnassius apollo (apollo), 792 nucleotides. Lineage: Eukaryota; Metazoa; Arthropoda; Insecta; Lepidoptera; Papilionidae. The record is from the annotation of a GenBank genome assembly.